AUGAUGGGAAAAACUGGCUUCUCCCUGAUCCUCGCCCUGGCUCUGGUGACUGUUGGCACCUCUUCAGAGAGAAAGUGUGUCCUGUCCGGAUCAUGGAGGAGCAACCUGGACUGCAGGAUGGUUGUAUCUGAACUCAGCGAGGCUGGAGCAUUCUCAGGUUCAUACCACUCUGUGGCAAUGGCCCCCAAGGCUGAUAUCCUGUCAUCGCCCCUGCAUGGAGUCCAGCACAAUGCCAAUCAGAAGGAGCAGCCAACCUUCGGGUUCACUGUGAAGUGGCAGUUCUCAGAAUCUCCACCAGAGUCCAUGAGCGUCUUCGUGGGCCAGUGCUUCAUGGAUGACCAGGGAGAAGAGACCCUGCAGACCACGUGGCUGCUGCGCCAGGAGGUCGGAUCCCCCAAUGCCAACUGGGAAGCGUUCAGGGUCGGCACAAAUAUUUUCACCCGGAUCAAGUGACAGAACGUGGGCAAAUCCAUGAGGAGCGACGGUGCCCGGUGACCCUGUUUGCUGGGUUGCAGAAUCGCCUGUCUCUGUCUCCACCUCCCCCUCGCUCUCUGGUGACCCCCCCCAGAAUCGCUGUCCGCAGCCCCCCUAUGCUGCAGUUUAGUUCCUUUCCCAGUAAAGCUCUAGUGCGGGAGGCAAA
This is a messenger RNA of Dermochelys coriacea (leatherback sea turtle), 640 nucleotides long. RefSeq names its product avidin-like. Gene Ontology annotation, molecular function: biotin binding. The transcript has 5 exons. The coding region runs from base 1 to 453 and encodes 150 amino acids. The record is from RefSeq and is a predicted model, not a curated record. Lineage: Eukaryota; Metazoa; Chordata; Testudines; Dermochelyidae.